GUUCCUUAUGUGUCUAGAUAGCCAACUCAUGUGUUUUUUAGACACAACCAUACACAACAGCUAAUCAGCUUACCGUUUCAGCCACCAUUUUUUCUUAAGGCGUAAAUAACUUUAAACGUUAUUAUUGUGCAUUGGUUUGGACAUUAGGGCAAACAUUUAUAAAUGUCUGGUGUUUUUUCAGGCAAGAAACAAUCCACGGGGUCCUGUUCUUCGACUGUGGUUUAACAAAGCCCGGAUAAGUUUACAUAUCCCGGAUUGAGCUAGCUCGAUAUCUGAAAUUGAGUUUUGUUCGGUUCUUCCAACAACAAUAUCUCGGAUUUUAAUUUCAAGAAGACUGUUGUUUAUUAAGAGAACUGAGCGCUCGUCUGAGGAUUGAAAAGUUCGUCUAACCUAACAUCAUCAUGGCUAAACAGCGUGCUGCUUAUUUCAGCCCUGCUGAAUUGCAACUUCUAAUUGAAGGAUAUGACGAAGUUAAACAUUUAAUAAAAACUAAAGGGAAUACAAUAGCGGCUGCGAAAGUCCGUCAGGACGCGUGGCGAAAAAUAUCUGUCAAAUUAAAUGCAUCUAACCCUCUGGGACCUAGAAGAACGUGGCAGCAAGUGAAGACGAAAUACAAGAACAUCGUUCAAAGUGCUAACAAGAGAAAGGCUGCCCUGAAGAAGAUGGGACUACUCCCAACCAAAGAGGAGUACAUAGAUGAAGAGGAGCUGCCCCCUGAGAAUGAUGUGGAGGGUCCCAUCAUAGAGAGAAUAAUUGGCGGCUGCUGCUCUGAUCCAGGAGAUGAGGCUGGCUGCAGCAGUUUUGUCAAAGUGAAUGAUCAUGGAUUGAACCUCCUUCCGCCUCCUAUAUUAUCAGAUGAUGAGCUGGACUCUGAACCUGUGGAAGAUGUUAAGACCUUAUACAUGAAGUAUCUCCAAGUAGAGAUCUCCAACAGAAAGCAGGAAAUGGCAUACAGAGCCUUAAAAAUGCGCAAAGUGGAGAAGGAAAUACAGUUGUUGGACAGGAAGUUGGAUGCUGAUCUUUGAUAUGCAAUAAAGCAUUUUAUAUAAA
Molecule: messenger RNA, 1050 nt
Organism: Megalobrama amblycephala (Wuchang bream)
Lineage: Eukaryota; Metazoa; Chordata; Actinopteri; Cypriniformes; Xenocyprididae
Product: GT1 domain-containing protein
Exons: 6
Coding region: 402-1025 (207 amino acids)
Cellular component (GO): nucleus
Source: RefSeq, a predicted model, not a curated record